UAACAGCUCAAUGAGAAGUAUUCAGUUUUAGAGCUAUUACAGUAAUUUGAAAGUUGAAAAAUUUAAAGAAUUCCUUUGCCGGUAUCGGAACUGAAUAACACCAUAAAAAAGAAAAGAAAAAGAAAAAGAAUACAAAUACAGCAAAACCAGGAAGAUUUUUUUUUCUUUUCUUUGUAUUUUCACUCCUCCAAGUGAACUUGUCCUGUCUCUAUUUGUGAUGAGUACAGAAAGAAUUGUGACGGAUCUUCUAUCUUAGAACGGGAAAAAAAUAGAAAGAAAGAAAAAGGGAGCCACAGUUUCAGGAAACCAGGUGACAAGCUAGAGAAACACUACAUUAGGAACUUUUACUUUAUACAGUAACUGUUUGGGUACUGUGACAUCUCGACUGAUUUCACCGUAACCAAAAAAAAAAAAAAAAAGAGGAACAAUGCCUUUUGGUUCAUUCGCAGAAUUUAAGGGCCGAAUACUGUACCCUCCCACAGAAGCUGCCCAAUUUGCUAAGCUAUCAUUCCAAAGGUUGAUAAAAAAGGGCCAGGAUGAAAAGACUCUUGUUAAUUAUGACGAACUCGACGAGACGUAUGGUGAUGAUGAAUCGCCACCCGGGCCAAGGAAAACUUUACCGAUGCCAGGGCCCUUACCACCAGUCCCAGCACCCAAAUGCAUGUGUUUCCAGUCCAGGCAACGUUACUUAAUAGCAUUGCUCAGUAGUUUAGGCUUCCUCAUCUCCUUCGGUAUUAGAUGUAACAUGGGCGUGGCCAUUGUAAUGAUGGUAAACAACGACACAGACAUUGAUUCUUCGCAGAACACAACCGAAGUGAGAAUGCCCGAAUUUAGCUGGACACCAGAAACUAUCGGAAUUGUUGACAGCUCAUUUUUCUGGGGAUAUAUUAUUACACAAAUACCAGGUGGUUACCUCGCAUCCAAAGUACCAGCUACUAGGAUAUUUGGAGCAGCAAUUACCAUUUCUUCAUUCUUAAACUUGUUCCUUCCCGGAGCUGCCUCUGUACAUUAUGGAUUAGUCAUGGCAGUGAGAAUUCUUCAAGGGUUGGUCGAGGGUGUCACAUAUCCAGCUUGUCACGGUAUCUGGAGACAUUGGGCACCACCGUUAGAACGCUCCCAGCUAGCAACAAUAUCUUUCUGUGGUUCGUACGCCGGAGCAGUAUUGGGGAUGCCUUUGUCAGGCCUUCUCACGCAAUAUUUAGGUUGGCGCUCUGGCUUCUAUUGUUUUGGUAUGAUGGGUAUAAUUUGGGGUAUAUUUUGGUACUUGCUAUCUCAUGAAAGGCCAUCAACACACCCUCAUAUAACAAAAGAAGAGCGACAUUAUAUAGAAUCGAGCAUAGGAGAACCUGCAGGUGCUAUUACCACGUAUAAUACGCCAUGGAAGAAAUUCUUUACGUCUAAACCAGUCUACGCUAUCAUGGUUGCUAACUUUUGUCGUAGUUGGACAUUUUAUUUAUUAAUUAUUGAACAACCGACAUACUUCAAAGAAGCGUUCCGUUUUAAUGUAUCUCAGAGUGGCAUCGUAUCUGCUCUUCCUCAUCUUGUUAUGGCUAUUAUUGUACCAUUUGGUGGUCAGUUGGCCGAUUUUUUGAGGCGAAAUGGCUACUUAUCAACCACAAAUGUAAGGAAAAUAUUUAACUGCGGAGGUUUCGGAAUGGAAGCCGUAUUCCUAUUAGGUGUUGGCUAUACAGCUGACAGAGUUACUGCAAUUAUAUGUCUCACAUUAGCAGUUGGCUUCAGUGGAUUUGCUAUAUCAGGUUUUAACGUUAACCAUCUUGAUAUCGCACCUCGUUACGCUAGUAUACUCAUGGGUUUGUCAAACGGUGUUGGAACAUUAUCUGGCAUGUUAUGUCCUCCAAUUACUGAGAUGUUAACCAAAAUACCGGAUGUUAGCAGUUGGGAACACGUGUUUCUCAUCGCAAGUAUGGUACAUUUCGGUGGUGUUAUAUUCUACGCUAUAUUUGCAUCAGGAGAAUUACAACCGUGGGCUGAACCACCACCUGAAGACGAAUGGAAACCAGAGGAUACAUUGAAAGGAGAUUCCUAUGACAAAAUGCCGGAUUAUGGAACUGUUAACGAAAACGGACCGGUGUAUGAAACGAAGGAAGAGAUGGUUCAGAGAUAUGCAAGACAACCUUCAGAUGAUUCGGAACAAGAAAAUUAUUGAUAUCUCAGAAUUUUAUCGAAUUCUUUUUUGAUUUUGUUUACAAAGAUUUUCCCCAAAUUUGUUGAAUUUUAUUUAAUUUUUGUUUAAAUUUGCUACUGAGAAAAGGCAACAAUAUGUACUCGUUUAUAUACAUACAUGCAAACUCAUGUAACGACAAUUGCUACACUGUAUGUGAGAACACGCUAGCAU
Octopus sinensis (East Asian common octopus) is the source of this 2356-nucleotide messenger RNA. RefSeq names its product vesicular glutamate transporter 1-like. Gene Ontology annotation, molecular function: L-glutamate transmembrane transporter activity; neurotransmitter transmembrane transporter activity. The record is from RefSeq and is a predicted model, not a curated record. The transcript is spliced from 12 exons. Gene Ontology annotation, biological process: transmembrane transport; regulation of synapse structure or activity; monoatomic anion transport. Gene Ontology annotation, cellular component: excitatory synapse; synaptic vesicle membrane. NCBI's taxonomy places the organism in Eukaryota, Metazoa, Mollusca, Cephalopoda, Octopoda, Octopodidae. Bases 428 to 2167 code for a protein of 579 amino acids.